AUUUUAUCAAUGAGAAAGGCCUAGAAGAAAUAUAUUCCUUUUCACUUUACAGCCCUCUAAAUAUUCCAAGAGGAUUUAUCUAUUGCUCUUAACCAAAGACUUUUCCUUCAGCACUAUAAGAACCAACAAAGCCACAAAAUUCUUCCAGGAAAGUUUAGGUGUUUUUGCUUUAGCCUGGAAUGACUAGUUGUAUGAAGCUUGAAGUUCACACAGAAGAUCAUACUCCCCAUAAAUGGUGUGUUGCCUUAGGUGAAGAUGUGUUCAAAAAAUUCCUCUCCCAAGGAAGUUCAGUUGUGCAUAAGGUAUUUGGUGAUGGCUCUCUGUUCAGUCCGUUGUUGUUCGGAAAAUUUUUCGACCCUUCUGAUGCUUUUCCUCUCUGGGAAUUUGAGUCAGAUAUCUUACUGUCUCAUCUCCGGAGCUCCGGCCAGACUGCCGUCGAUUGGUUUCAGGCUGACCAAACUUAUGUACUCAAAGCAGAACUACCAGGAGUUGGGAAGAGUCAUCGAGUGUUUGUGGAAAAUGGGAAGAUUGUGGAGAUAAGUGGGCAAUAUAAGCAGCAAAGAGAGGGCCAGGCAAAGGACUGGAGAAGUGAAAAUUGGUGGGAAUAUGGCUAUGUGAGGAGGCUUGAGCUCCCAGAAGAUGCAGAUUGGAGAAAAUUAGAAGCUUAUGUGAGUAAUGAGGCUCUUCUAGAAAUCAGAAUCCCUAGGAAGCCUUCAGGUUCUGAUAUUUCCCCACCAAAAAAUUCUGAAGCCAUGUAAUAUAAACUUGUCAGACGGCUGAUACAAUACUUGAUUUCAAGUUUUCCACAAUGGAAUCCUUUGUUUGAUUAGUAUAUAUAGACUAUGUAUAAAUCUAUAUUUACAUCA
This is a messenger RNA of Mangifera indica (mango), 866 nucleotides long. Its product is annotated as 21.7 kDa class VI heat shock protein. The transcript has 2 exons. The coding region runs from base 180 to 758 and encodes 192 amino acids. The record is from RefSeq and is a predicted model, not a curated record. Lineage: Eukaryota; Viridiplantae; Streptophyta; Magnoliopsida; Sapindales; Anacardiaceae.